UGUCACUAGAGCUCUCUUCACACACAAGGGUAUUAGUGCCGCUCAGCAGCUUAAACCACCAGAAGCCACAGCCUUGCCCCCCCUGCCCUCACUGCAGACAAAAAGCCGAAAUAACUGCUCCACCCCGCCAGGUCUGACCAGGAGCUUCUCCUCAACAGGUGUCUGUCAGUGAAGGAAACUCUUCAAGUCAGGUGACCUUUCCCCGCCCCGGUGUCCCAGCAGGCAGGCAUGGCAGACGGUCAGCAGCCAGAGGGCCACUGGGCCGCCAAUGGCCAAGAGAAUGGCGAGAAUGGCUACUCCUCGUACAGGUCAGCUUACAGGGAGAAUGGAUACCACGGUGAGGCGGCUGUGCACCCUGGGGCGGCAGUGGAUGACUCAGCCAAUCUGCCUCCCUCCCCUCCCCCCUCUCCAUCCGCUGAGCAGAUCGGGCCUGUGGCACAAGACGAGAAAGUAGUGGUUGUCAGCACUCCCUCUGAGGAGGAGCAGCAGGAGGAUGAGGAGGAGGCUCCAGAGGAGCUUCUCAGUUACCACCAAGAAGUAACAUAUGGGCAGCAAGGAGACAUGCUCUUAGAGCAAGCAGAUUUUAUAACAGAGCCACAGGCUUUGGCUUGCCAGCAGGCCCAGACACCUGAGGUCCUCAAUGGAGGAAGUCAUCAAGCUGAACAGGGCAGCCCCUCACAGGAAGAAGGUCCAGAAGAAUGUAUCAGUAAACCAUCUUGUGAGCCUUCUAUGAAAGAGGAUGAACCCCAGCAGGCACCACAAGAUCAAGUAUCACACACAGUCGACAAAACACCUGAAGGAGUAGAACACGUCUUGGCUGAGUCUUCCUCAGUGACAAUGUCUCCACUUAAGCAGCCAGACAAACAGGACACAGGGAAGAUGAUAGAAGAGGUACCUGAGAGUCAUUUGCUCGUUGAGUCCAAAGCCAUAGCAGAAAAACAGCCCUCACUUGGUGAAGAGGGCUUACACCUCCAUGCAGAGGACCGAGAAAGACACAUCUUACAGAGCAAACCAGAAACCUCUAAGAGUGACAGUGAGGACAAAUUUGUGACAAUUGAGAGAAUGCAGAAAGAGGGCCCAGACAGUGGCAGUGACAUUCAGUUGCAUGAGACACCACCACAGACUGACGUGAACAAAGGUGAUCAAAGGCAAGUUACUUUCAAACCAAGUUCAGAACCUGGCAUAGAGCCAACUGUCACAGCAGAUACAUUAACUGAGGAUGAGUCAAGAGCGAAAGCCUACUUUGAGACAUCCACACAAAACCGUGAAGAGGAGCCAUCACAAACACAAAGUUACUAUGAACUCAGUACGGUAACAGAGACUAAAUUAAGCCAGGAGAAAACUGUUAACAGUUUAAAUGUUGAAUCAAGGCACCAGACCCUUGAUCAGGUUAGCUCCAAAGUGACAAGUGAAAGCAUUAUACAGAAGCAAGAAGAACACUCAGAGGGAAAGGUUGGGCUGUCUCCUGGGAAAAUGUCAUUGGAACAGAGAAGCCUCUCCCUGAAUGUUACUGUUGGGUCCUUGGCAGGGCAGACAACGGUGGGAGGUAAGUCAAGCAGCAUCUCAGCUAUCUUGUGUCCUAUCAGUGGAAGUUUUGAUGAAUCAACAGCUGUUCCUCCAACACCAUCAGUAGAAAGCCAUUCACCCAAGAUUCCUCCAGCUCUGUCCGUUACCCCAACCUUCACUGAAUCUCCUGAAGAUAUCUCAACCAAGACAGAAAGAGAUGGAUUACCCUCCCCCAAACACACUUUUGAACAAACAAGUGGUCUCUCUGAGAUGUUGGACCUGGCAGGAGCCCUGCCUAGACGAUCACUAGAAAAGAGGGAGAUGGACCAUAGACGAAAGUCUGUACCCGCCAAUGUAUCAGCUCUGGUGGGGAGUUCUUUGGCUAAACUUGCCCUGGGAGAACAGACGCCGAGAGUGAUGGAAGGGGAAAGCCAGCUGGAGGAGCUGGGCUACUGUGUCUUCAGUGAGUACUCAGGGCCCAUGCCCUCCCCUGCAGACCUCCCUAGUCCAGGGCACUCCCCUCAUCAGCAUUUCCCUUCAGUGGAGAGUGAGGGGGAGGAGGAACUUGGAGCUAUUAAAGCCAAAGAUGAUCAGAAAGUUGCAAUGAAACAACCAGACCAAAAAGAAGUUGUCACUGACAUUUCUCAGAAAAUUGUGGUUGAGAAGAAGGAAGUUCUUGGAGCACCAGUGAAGUCUACUAUGAUGCUUGAAAGAGCUGUGACAACUGGCAUGAAACCUGAUCGCCUAAGGAUCCCUGUGACCUCUAAAGACCGACUGUCUGAAUUUCGUUUGGAGAGUGGUUUGCCCGAUGACAUCAAGAUCCAAGCUAUCCCUGAGGUAGAGGUGGAAAAGGACCCUUCCAGAGAGGCCUCUCCUAUUCCACCAGACAAUUCAUUUACUUUUAGUACUAGCGGAAUUGGAGGUAAGGGUUCCCUGACUCCCACCACCCCCAAGUCUCCAGAUGAUGCAUCUUCAGAAUUUCAUGUCACUGGGGAGGGAACCAAGACUGUUAUGUCUGAUGUCAAAGCAGAAAAGGAUCUAGAGUCUGAGAAUAUUAAUAAUAAACAGUCAGAGUCGAACAAAGAGAUGAAGAAAUGUGACUGUGAUCAUCAAAUCAGGACUGGUGAAGAAUCAGAGGUAGCAAAAAUGGAUGAAUCCUCAGGAAAGAGUUUAGAAAAAGAGCGCGAAAAGUGUCAAAGUGAGCAUGGGAUAACUGGAACAUUUGAAGAAACAGAAACAGGAACCCAAGAGGCAUCAAAAGCUGGUCAGCAUCCUCUCAUUGAGAAACCCACAGUUGAGAAAGAUGCCCAAAACCAGUUAGGGGAGAUCAAUCAGAAAGGCCCUGUGAUACCACCAGUAUCUUCCCCAGUCAUCAUCAUACCUCAAGCACAAGUGGAGGAGGAGGCAGAGGAAGAGGACUAUGUUGAGAUUGCUGAAGAGCCUCAAGAGAUAAUGGAGGAAUCUGAAGAGUCUGUGCUUCCCAAGGAGCAAGCACACGAGUGUCUCCUCAGAGAGGAGGCGAAGGAGGGAAAAACAAAAGAGGAGGUGAGGCUAGUGGAAGGUAUUCAGAUGACUGAAGAUGAGCCUAAGUCUGGAGCAGAAGAAUCAAGUCACAGUGGACAAAUCAGUAAUGAGGGGGAACCUGAUACAGACAGCUCUCACCUGUCUGCCUGCUCUGACCACGAUCUGCCACAGUUACCUCUGGAAAGAGGUAAAAAUGAGGAGAUGAAAGAGGACAGGGUAGUAGACAAGCCCCAAAAAGCCAAGGAAGGAGAGAAGAAAGAGGAGGAUGAGAGGCAAGGACAAGUAGAGGAAGAGGACAAGGAGAAGGAAGUUGAAUCUGCCAAGUCAGAUGAAGAGAAAGAAGAAAGGGAAAAGAUGGAUGAUAAGGAUAGCGAGGAAAGAACACAAGAGGAGGGUUAUAGAGAAGAAGAGAGCAAAGACAUUGAGAUUGGUGAGGAGGUGGAGGAGACCUCUUGUAUGCUCAGCCAGACCAGUCAGACAGCUAACGAUGAAACCACCAUGGAUGUCUCCAUCAGUGGCUGGAUGGACUCACAAGAUGAUGAUAUAAGUGUCAUGACUGAGAAAAUUGAAGCCCUUCCUCAGACCCAGAGUCCUACCAGUACACCUGUGGUGGACAGACCCGCUAAACGGGCCCCUGGCAGAGAGAAGGGCCGCUGUGACACCACUGAGAGUAAAGUGUCCCGCAAAGUGCCCAGCCACCAUCCAAGAGACGAGAUGAAGAAGAGAAAAGUGGGCAUGAGGAGGGCUGAACAGAAUAAGGUGUCAGCCCUCCAAAGUCGCUCUCCAUCUCGAAAGAGUGUAGUCAAAGCGGCGGCCAGACAACCUAGGCCUGCUCUGCUUCACGGCUCUGCUAGACGCAAGGCCACAGGCAUGGAGGGCCACCAGCCACUCAGUGUGGCCAACCAGUCCAGGGAGAGGCCCACUGAGAGAGCCUACCGCAGCCCAGAGAAGAGGUCAUCCCUGCCCAGGCCAGCCAAAUCUCUGACACGCCACAUCCCUGCUGCUGAACAAGAGGACAGCAGCACCCCCCGCAGGCCAACAUGUACAGACUCUGCACGCUCCCGGUCGGUGCGUAGCGGUGCUUCCACCCCUGGCUCCACCGCCGUCACACCCGGCACUCCGCCCAGCUACUCCUGCCGCACUCCUGGAUCGCGCACCCCUGGCAGCCAUACGCCCAAGUCCUUCAGCCUCCUGCAGGAGAAGAAGAUUGCGGUGAUCCGGACCCCGCCAAAGUCACCCUCCUCUGCCCAGAAGCAGCUGAAGGUCCUCAAUCAGCCCCUGCCCGACCUCAAGAAUGUCAAGUCAAAGAUCGGCUCCACCUCCAACUUAAAGCACCAGCCGAAAGGAGGACAGAUUCAAAUUUUAAACGAGAAGCUGGACUUCAGUCAUGUUCAGUCAAAGUGCGGCUCCAAGGAUAAUCUGAAGCACUCGCCCAGAGGAGGCAAUGUCUUUAUUCCAAGCGUUAAACUGGACUAUAGCCAUGUUCAGUCUAAAUGUGGCUCCCUGGACAAAAUCCAGCACCAUGCAGGCGGAGGACAUGUCCAAAUCCAGUCCAAGAAGAUAGAUGUGAGCCAUGUUACUGCCAAAUGUGGCUCCAUGUCCAACAUUCACCACAGACCAGGUGGCGGUCAUGUGCGUAUAGAGAACGUGAAGCUGGACUUCAAAGAAAAGGCCCAUGCCAAGGUUGGCUCCAUGGACAAUGCCAGCCAUGUUCCUGGAGGGGGGAACAUUAUGAUUGAGAGCCACAAGCUGAUGUUCCGGGAAACGGCCAAGGCUCGAGUGGACCAUGGUGCGGAAAUCGUCGUCACCCACUCCCCUGGGGGUGAGACGGGGGGCAAUUCCCCUCGCCUGUCCUCUGCCGGCAGCAUCAACCUCCUGGAGUCUCCCCAGCUCUCCACGCUGGCCCAAGAUGUCACCGCUGCCCUGGCCAAGCAGGGCUUAUGAGCUUCUUGCCCCCACUGCUCAACAGGAUCUCGGAUACCCUGCCCUCACACACACACACACACACACACACACACCAUCACUCCUCUCCCAUUGCUCUCAUAGACACAUGCACCAAGAAUCCAACAUACCUCCAAGGUCCUUCUCUGCAACUCCUCCCCCCUCGCCCCCUCAUCCCUUCAGUUUUUACAGUUGUAGUUGAUUGACUGUCUUGUCCAUCAACAGCCCUUCCAAACCGUGUCUCCUCUGAAAAAAAAAAAAAAAAUGCUACUUUAGCCAGUUGUCCACUAGAGGGAUUUUAAAGACUGAAUUCUAAGAUUUCUCCUGUCGGUUCCUGUUCAUUGAAGCCCUAAAAGGGAUUAAAGCUCAAUUCUCGCUGUUCAUUCGUGUGUUUCACUCAUUUUUAUUCACUCAACGUUGGGACUGUUUUUUGUUUUGCCAGGUGAGCUGAGUUCUGAGACAUCAGAGAAGACCGGGUUGACAGGGAGUGUUUGUCCAAGAAGGCGUUGUCCAGUUUUAAGAUUGUGUGGUUCUAGUGAGAAAAUCAUCAACUCAUUCCACUUGUUCCAAGAUAAACUACUAGGUGAACCCACGCUCACGUAUCCAUUCACAAAAUGUACGGUAUUGGAUGCAAGAUAUAGCUACUAGAAACUAGGCACUAGUCUUAAAGAUACAUUUGUGUGAGAGACUAAACCUGCAGAAACAUGGUGUGUAACUGUACUUGUGAAAGAACGGUUGAUGACAUAUUGAGCAUGUCUGCUAAAAUGUGAUAUUUUCUAGUCAAACAACAUGAUGUUCUUUUUUUUGUUUGUUUGUUGUUUGAUUUUAAUCAUAUGAGUUCCUGAUACUGCGUGCUGACUUGUUGGACAAUUGUUGGACAAUUGUGUUCUCUUGUUAUAUUUUCUUUUUAUAUAUGUCACUGUAGUGAAAAUUGUUAUUUCCCUCCCUGUGGCUGCACUGGCUUAGCACUAAAAAGCGGAUAACCAUUGCAGUUAAUGUCCAGUCAAACGCUAAAAGCUAGCUUUCCAAUAGAUCUUUUUCUUUAAUUAUUUUUUUGUUCGUUCACAAACCAAUGGGCUGCUCUUCUUGUUCCAUGAUUAGGGCAUUAGUUUUACAUUAGUUCUGUAAUUUUAAUGCAACAAUGCUGUUAUGCUGGCAUGGCAAAUAAAUAAAUAAAUAAAUAAAUUAGAUCUAUGUGGAGCUAUCUCAGACUUUCACAUCUGAAAGGCGUCUUCAGUGUGAGUGUAAAUGGCUUGGAUGCCAUUUCAGAGUUUAUACCACUAUGGUCGAGCCCACUCACUUCAAAAGGCCUUUGACCCUCAUCCCCCUUCUGUAUAGACUGGAUUGUAUAGUAGCAAAGGGCCCACAGUCACUUGUGUAACUAAGUGGAAAUUCUUGAGCUUUAUAUGAAAACAUUCCAUUAAAAAGAGCAGCUACCCGGCCCAAUGUGACAUUGAUGGCUGUUUUGACCGUGUAACUUUCUAGGAAAAAAAUGCAGAUAUGAUGAAAAAAUAAAGAAUGGCAGUUAUUCUCAACAUGCACCUGUUAGGAUUGUUAAUUAAAGAAAAAAAAAACUGUAAAAAAAGAAAAAAAAAAAACUGUUAUAGCAUAUUCUCUGGUCACCAUUGUGAAACCCCCUCUGACCCCCCCUGACGUUGGUUAUACCCCUCCAGGUGUUUUUCUGUGCUUUCUCUUCUUGCCUUCCUCCCCCCGGCCCCCUUUUGCUUGUGUAAGUGUAUUUAAAAGACCAUGUAGAUGUGUGCACACUUUCCAGUGUUUGAGACAAUACUGAUGACAAAAUGCUCCUACAGGAUGAUGACAACAGAAAUAAAGGAAAUAAAAACUUU
This is a messenger RNA of Myripristis murdjan (pinecone soldierfish), 6818 nucleotides long. RefSeq names its product microtubule-associated protein 2-like. The coding region runs from base 229 to 4974 and encodes 1581 amino acids. Lineage: Eukaryota; Metazoa; Chordata; Actinopteri; Holocentriformes; Holocentridae. The transcript is spliced from 17 exons. Gene Ontology annotation, molecular function: microtubule binding. Gene Ontology annotation, biological process: neuron projection development; microtubule cytoskeleton organization. Gene Ontology annotation, cellular component: neuron projection. The record is from RefSeq and is a predicted model, not a curated record.